Messenger RNA from Pseudonaja textilis, 1260 nucleotides. It is a transcript of the gene HEPACAM, whose product is annotated as hepatic and glial cell adhesion molecule. The record is from RefSeq and is a predicted model, not a curated record. NCBI's taxonomy places the organism in Eukaryota, Metazoa, Chordata, Lepidosauria, Squamata, Elapidae.
AUGAAGAGAGAAAGAGAAGCUUUGUCCAGAGUUCUCAGCACUCCGGGUUUCGUACAUAUCGUCUGCCUUUUUGUAAUCUACUAUGCAGAGCUGAUAGAUGGAGUCAAUAUCACCAGUCCGGUAUUACUGAUUCAUGGUACAGUCGGGAAGCCUGCCCUGCUCUCUGUGAAAUACACCAGCACAAGCCAUGACAAGCCUGUCAUCAAAUGGCAAGUGAAACGCAACAAGGCGGCGACAGUGGUGCAGUCCAUCGGCACAGGGAUCAUUGGGAACCUGCGCCCAGAAUAUAGAGAUCGGAUAAAAAUCUUCGAGAAUGGCUCUCUACUGAUCCACGAGUUGCAGUUAUCUGAUGAAGGGACCUACGAGGUGGAAAUCUCCAUCACGGAUGACACUUUUACAGGCGAGAUGAACAUUAACCUUACAGUGGAUGUUCCAGUUUCAAAGCCGCACGUUGCCUUGGCCUCCUCAACUGUGCUGGAGCUGAGUGAAUAUUUCUCUUUCAAUUGUUCCCAUGAGAAUGGCACUAAGCCCACCUAUACAUGGAUGAAGGACAACAAGCCUCUUAGCAAUGACUCUCGGCUGAUCCUUUCCCAUGACAAGAAGAUCCUCACCAUCACUAGAGUUCUGAUGGCCGAUGAUGACACUUACAGCUGUCUGGUAGAGAACCCCAUCAGCAAAGGACAAAGUGUUCCUGUAAAACUGACAGUGUACAGAAGGAGCUCCCUCUAUAUAAUCCUGUCCACUGGGGGAAUUUUCCUUCUGGGUACCUUAGUGACCGUCUGUGCCUGCUGGAAACCGUCCAAGAAGAACAAAAGGAAACUAGAGAAGGAAAGUUCCUCAGAAUACCUGGACCAGAACGAAGAACACCUAAAACAUGAUGUUGAGGUUCUUCCUAGAAGCAGCGAACAUGAACGCAAGAAUCCAGUGGCUUUGUAUAUCCUGAAGGACAAGGAUUCUUCUCCUGAAGCUGAAGUGGAAUCCAUCCCUGACUCUAGAGAAACUGUUCAACCUUCACCACCCAGUUACUCCAGUUCCCCUCCUCCUCCUGCAAGAUCCCCUGGACUGCCUGUUUGGGCUGCCCGUAGACACCACCGUUCUCCUGCCAGGUCUCCGGUCACUUCCAGAACACAGAGCUCCCCCACCAGGCCCCCCAGCUCGCCUGGGCGGGCCCCAAACACCACUCGCUUGGUUCGGACUGCAGGGCCUCUUCUUAUCCGAGAGCAACAGGGGGAGCCCAACACCAUGGAAAUCAAUGCUUAA